Molecule: messenger RNA, 1709 nt
Organism: Folsomia candida
Lineage: Eukaryota; Metazoa; Arthropoda; Collembola; Entomobryomorpha; Isotomidae
Product: juvenile hormone acid O-methyltransferase
Exons: 4
Coding region: 489-1460 (323 amino acids)
Biological process (GO): dephosphorylation
Molecular function (GO): phosphatase activity; S-adenosylmethionine-dependent methyltransferase activity
Source: RefSeq, a predicted model, not a curated record
AUAAACUUGCACGAAAAUAUGGUCACAUGUAUCAUGUAAAUAUAAAUGUUUGUGUCUCCUUGAUCUCUCGGGAUGCAUGUUGUUGUUUAACUUCUAUUGACUUCAAGUCCAGAGAAUCGGCCGUUAAAGAUUCAUAACAUUAAAGAAAAUAUAGUUUUUGAACAAAAUAGUGCAUGAUUUUUUUGUUAAAUUUAAUUCGAUUUCCUUUCCAAAAAGGGGAAAUACCGAUGUGUGAAAAUUAAACGUUUCACAUUUUAAAAGCUAAAUUUGUGAGAUUUAGUUUAACUUAAAAAUGGAAAUAUUUGCCUAACUGGGCGAAAAGCUUUGGAAAUUUGUGAAAAAAUAAAAUUAUCAAAUGUGUGAUUUAAUUCAAUUUUCUUUAACAAGCGUGGAAAUAUUAGCCAAAAACUUUGCAAAUUUGUGACAAAAGUGGUUAAAAAAAUUACACGCAUAAUUUGUGAGAUUUAAUAGAAAAGUGUGUGAAAAUCAUGGCGUCGUUUCUACGACGAUUUUCAUCCUCCUCCACAAAAAGUGAUAAGGACAACAACGCCGUGACUUUGGUCCACCUCGAAGAAAUCCGUGACCACCAGGACCGCAUUGUUGAAGAGAUGAAUACAAACUUUAUUCAUCGCGAUGAAGAAAUUUACGCCCCGCUUUUGGUCCGGGACAUGAAAUGGGACGGAUUUAAGGAGCGGGUCCUGCACUGCGGGUGUGGUUCGGGGAGGACGGGUUUUACCCAUUUUUUACCGCAAAUUUAUCUGCAUGAUUCGCAUUUAUUUGCGAUGGACACGUCGGAACAGUUGGUCUCUUAUGCGGCGAUGAAGUACCCACACGCGUCGGUGACCUACACGGUGGGGGACGUGACGAGUGACAACUUUCCCUUCAAGUGGACCACGUUCGAUAAGAUAUUUGCGAUACAUGUGCUCCAGUGUGUGAAGGAUUACAGAGGAGGACUCGCCCGAUUUUUUGACUUUCUCCGACCCGGCGGACAACUCGGAGUGACAUAUGCGACACAAUUAUUCACAGAUUUUUUGGACCGAGAGUUUUCUCAUGAUGAAAAGUGGAAAAACUAUUUUGAAGACUUGCCGGAAGAAUCGGAACGCAGUGAAAGUUUCCAACACGCAUUUCACACGUGUCUGGAUUCUCUUGGGUUUGAAGUAAAGAAAAUCAAAACGGAGCCGAUGGAGUAUACCUUUCCCAGUUUGGAGAAAGCAGUCGUGUAUUACAUUGGGACGAGUCCGUACGUGAAAGGAAUCCCGGCCGAAUUGCGAGAUCCUUUUGAAGAAGAUUGCUUAGAGAAGAUGACGACGGAAUUCAACAUUUCCCAAAUUUCUGACCCCUUCCACGCCACGUAUGAUUGCUUGGUCGUCGUCGCUAUAAAACCACCGGCAGAAGAAGAAAAACAUGAAAAAAGUGGUGGAAAACUAAAAAGUUUGAGGAGUCGGUUGUCACUCCCAUAAUGCAAAAAUAUAUGCAUAUAUUUUGCACAUAUGUGUGCAGAAACCGAGUGUAAAAUGCAAAUACAGGAAACGUUCGUUGCUAAAAAAAAUCAGCACAUUUGCAGUCAUUUCUCUUCUCUGAGAAUUUACUUCAAAUUUCUGAGAAUAGAUUUUCCAGAAAGUUUGCAAAUUUUUAUAAUUAAAUUUGAUUGAGAAUUUUGAAGUGGAUUUUCUUUAAUUGACACUAUUUAUGUAUUCAUAAUUUUAAUA